Molecule: messenger RNA, 1629 nt
Organism: Closterium sp. NIES-65
Lineage: Eukaryota; Viridiplantae; Streptophyta; Zygnematophyceae; Desmidiales; Closteriaceae
Source: the annotation of a GenBank genome assembly
AUGGCUGGGAGUAGACGUGGAACGAGCAAGAUUGAGAAAGUAGGGUUUUCCAGGGAGCGUAAAACCUCCUGGGAAGCCAGUCCGGAAGGGAAACGAGGAGCGCGGACAGCCAAGGGAGCUGUUGCCGAGGCGGCAGCAGGCAACAGCAACGUGCAGAUUUCCAACAUUGGCGCGGCCAGUGGCAUGGCGCCAGGGGCGCGCCUGGCCAUCUACAAGGUGUUCUGGCAGGCAGGCGGUAACCUGUACGCCACGAGCACCGACAUCUUCUCAGCCGUUGAUCAGGCUGUCGCCGACGGUGUGGAUGUGCUGAGCCUGUCGCUGGGCGGAGCCAGUUCAACGGAUACUGAUUUUGACGACGUGCCGUUUAUCAGCGUCAAUGCGGCGGGGGUGUUCGUGGCCUUUGCAGCGGGCAAUGAGGGCCGCCCAUCCUCUGCUGCAGCCUCGGGCUACCGCACGCUCUGCAACUUCGCACCCUUCUACAUGACUGUGGGCGCCAGCUCCAUCUCUCGCAACGAUGCAUCCAUCUCCUCCACAACAGCAGCAGCAGCAACAGCAGCAACAGAAACAGCAACAACAACAACAGCAACAGCUGCAACCGUAGCACCUAUGGAAAGCCAUUCCAACACCACAGCCAGCACAGUGUCAACCCUCAACGGAGCGCGCAUCCCAGCCAGCAUCUCCCCAGCAGCCACCGCUGCCCCGGUAGUCGCCUACUUCUCCUCCACCGGCCCACUCGACAAGCCCUCAUCCGCCACACCAGCAGCCUACCCCUCCAACACCAUCCUCAAGCCCGACAUCAUCGCCCCGGGGGUUGGGCUCUGGUCUGCUGCUCCCGACAAGACUGUUGGCUCUGGGGGGUGGUUCGUAGCGCUGUCAGGGACGUCCAUGGCCACACCGCACAUCGCUGGCAUUGCUGCUCUCAUCAUCCAGCAACGCCCUGAUUGGACGCCCUCGCAGAUCAUGUCGGCAAUGAUGACUACUGCACGCACCACUGAUACCAAUAACGGGGCGAUCCAAAACGAGUUUGGGAGAGCUGCGACUCCGUGGGAGAUUGGAGCAGGGCAUGUGGUGCCUGCUAGGGUGGUUAACCCCAGGUUAACCUAUAAUGCCGGGGAGCAAGACUUCCAAAACUUUCUCGCCGGGCAGAACUACAACCGGGCAAAGGAAGACUCCUCCUCCUCCGCUUCUGGUGCGGAGCCUCGCGAGGCCGCGAGCAGUCAAUCGGAUGUAGCCUUGCGGGACGAAGCAGACAGCUCAUCUGAAAGCCAUGGCCAACAAGCCGCAGCAGCGUUCGGAAUGCGCCACGGCGAGGCGGAAGGCGAUGACCUUGCGGAGGAUUUUGAUUAUUUAGAUCUGGAGGAUUUGGAGCAGACGUGGCCGGAGCGGAGGGAGAGCAUUCUCGGCACGCGAUGCGGAUCGCCUAAAGGCGCCACGGAGAUCGGAAUAAUGCGGUCGGAUGCGAUUAGCAGAGCAUGGCAAGGCGGCGUGGCAGGCGGCCCCACCCAGCCAGUGCUUUUCAAGCUCGAAUGUCUGCUGCUCUGCUCCUUGCAUGCCUCUGCUGGGGCUGGGGCUGGGGCUGCUCACAUGGCGUUGCUGUGCUGUGCGCUGUACAUUUGUGCGGGACAUUGA